Diaporthe citri is the source of this 924-nucleotide messenger RNA. RefSeq lists its product as uncharacterized. The record is from RefSeq and is a predicted model, not a curated record. The transcript has 4 exons. Gene Ontology annotation, molecular function: protein binding. NCBI's taxonomy places the organism in Eukaryota, Fungi, Ascomycota, Sordariomycetes, Diaporthales, Diaporthaceae. The coding region runs from base 1 to 924 and encodes 307 amino acids. Gene Ontology annotation, cellular component: cytoplasm.
AUGGUGAACUGGGUGACUCCUCUUUGGCAAUACUCUGCCCAGGGGGAUAUCAUUGCCAUCCAGAUGUUGUUCUCUAGUGGCAGGGCCUCGCCGGUGGAUGUCAAUGCUUAUGGCCAGUCAGCUCUUCAUUACGCUGCCGACACAGCUUGUAUCGAGCUCUGUCGUUUCCUAGUGCGAUGCAAUGCGGAUAUGUACCUGAGAGACGAGAACGGAAGGAGACCUAUAGAUUAUGCCUGGGACGGAAUCCUUUCGAACAAGAUCGGCGAUCAAGCAUCGUCCGAACUGUCGACCAUUUUCUCAGACGGCGAAUACCUGGAGACACGACAAUUCACCAGCGUCCACAAGACCCUCCUGGGCCUGCAUUCCAGCUCACUGGAGGACCAACUAGCCCUCUCUAACGCGCAGAUCGACGCCGCAGACGCAAGCGGCCGGACCUGUCUCUGCUGGGCAGCCGCGCGGGGCGACGCGGCCGCGGUGCGCACGCUGCUCGACCACGGCGCGAACCAGGCCAUCCCGGACAUGGAGGGCUGCAUCCCGCUGUUCCACGCCGUCCGGUCGCACGUCCGCGAGUGCGUGGAGCUCCUCGUGCGCAAGACGCCCGACCCCAGCGCCGUCAACGCGUACGGCGGCACGGCGCUGCACGCCUCGUACAUGGGGGGCGUCGACGACCCGGGGCUGGUCAGGGUCCUGCUGGAGCAGGGCCGCUUCGACGUCAACCUGAUCGAAUUCGACGGCGACACGGCGCUGAACUCUGCGGCGAGGGCCGGUCUCGAGGGCAUCGCGCGUCUUCUGCUGGAUUCGGGGGCGGAUCCUGCGAUCGCUAACGCCGCUGGGGACACGACGUUGCAUAUGGCGGUGUAUUGGAGGAGCCUCGGGGUGCUAGGUGCGCUUGUCGAGCAUGGUGCUGACUUCAACUUUUAUUGA